CUCUUGUCACUUUCCUUGCAGCUUUCUCGAGAAUCAGCAGUAUUCUCACAUCACGCUUAGCUCUCUUGACUGGAGCUCAAAUCACUGUUGCUGCACUCUUUGACUUUUCACAUUUUUUUUGCUGCAAUACAGCUGCAUAGGAUUCCUCAAGUGCAACCGAAUCACUAUUUUCGUUGCAAUAUUCUUGAAUUUAUUUUUGUGUAUAGUUUACGGACAGACACCUGUAUUUUAAUUUUAUCUCUUCAAGACACUUUAACUUGGUGCUAUUUUACCUCAAACGUCUGCAAUAUGCCUCGAAACUUUCUUGUAAAACGGACCAAACGGACUGGCAGCGUGACAUACAGACAGAGAACUUCUGAUGAUGAGUUUGAUGAUCUUGGCUUUGUGGAUGGUGAUCUGACUGAUGCUUACAUCCGACCUUUUAAUUCACCAGAUUCCGGUUAUAGUCAGAGUCCAGUAGCUCCUAUCAGCCACAAGGAUCCAUCGUUGGCAUUCCAGUUCGACCGAGAUGCUGCUGUUCGAUCACCGAAUGUUCUCCAGGCAUCUGGUCCUGCACUUCCCUCGUCUCAUAUACCCUUAACCCCGUGUUUCACGACUGGAUACACCGCCACCACCAUCACCUCCCCUGUAACUCCCAACAUUAAGCUGACUUUAAGUGCUCCUCCAGCCCUGGGCACCAAGCGACCCAACUCAGAUUCAGACCACAAGUCACAUCGAGCUAAGAAACCCAAAGCAGCUAGAAAGUUAACCUUUGAGGAAGACAACCGUUCCCCUGUUCACGGCACAAUCAUUCGAGAGGAAAUCGAUGUCGGCAGCAAGUCAAAUGCUCUUGGAAGGACCAAUGAUCAGAACGGAACAAAACUAGGAGGAGACUUUUUGUGUAAACUUUGCAAAGAAAGUUACCCGGAUCCGCUUUCUCUUGCCCAACAUAAAUGUUCCUGUAUAGUCCAUGUCGAGUAUCGGUGCCCAGAAUGCGAUAAAGUCUUCAACUGCCCUGCAAACUUGGCUUCACAUCGGCGAUGGCAUAAGCCCAAACCAGCCAACAACACCAAUAGCAGUCAAAACAGGUCGACCCCAACGAACUCUCCCCGGAUCUUACCGGCAGGUGGGGCCAAAGAUGCCCUUAAACAUUACCCAACCACCGUCCUCAACAUUCCCGAUACAACAAGGAAGGGUGAUAGUGGGAGCGAAGGAAGCAUUAGCAGGGGUAGCACACCAAGUCCCCUCCACCACCUGUUCCCUACAUCUAUGGACACUCCUCGUAGCACUCCUAGCCCCAAUGUCGCCCACAUUAACAACAACAACGAUACGAAAACUGGUAAUGGUGGCGACAUGCUCUACCACUGCGACCAGUGUGGACGCAAAUUCCGCAGACCAGCCAAUCUUCGUCGCCACAUGCAACAACAUGGAGAAGAUGAAACAUUUCCCUGCCAAUACUGUGGACGUGUUUUCAACAGCCUGACGAGCAGAGCCAAACACGUCUUGACCCAUGCCGUCAACAACAACAUUGUGAGCAACCACAGCAACCGAGAAUGCAGCGACAGUUACGACGAGAGAGUUUCCCUGGACCGUCUUGGGAAACUUCAGCAAAAUGGCUUACCGGGUGAGAUGUACCCUUGUAAGUACUGCGCCAGUAUCUUCCCAACCUCACCGGGCCUUACCCGACAUAUCAACAAGAUGCAUCCAUCAGAGAAUCGACAGGUGAUCCUCCUACAAAUGCCUACUCUUCGCACGUAAGUCUGUGAUCAUAGUGAUUGGAACACUUAAUGAAUCAAUCACAGAAUAGUCAAUACGAACUAUGAAUAGAAAAUUAUCAUACUCACCUCUUAGUAUUUAUUAUGACAGAGAAUUGGACAACAUUAAAUGUUUUUAAGAAAUUAACUUUACAUAUAAAAUGUAUUUUUGCAUACUUGAAGUCGAAAUUGUCAUGAAUAUGUUAAUAAUGUUGGGAAUGCUCGUUAUGGUGCCUAAAACAUGUUUUACAAGCAUGGCAAGAGAAAACAAAUCAUAUUUUAUUACUGCAUAACUUGCCCAAGUCCAUAUUACGCACUUCAGAUUAUAUUUCUUUGAUUAAGUUAUAUUCGUAAUUUUACGCACUCAUACAUUCAUUGAUAGAUGACUAGAGUAAUAUAUUUUUUUCUUCUUUACCAUAACCUUGCUUGUUUCAUGCCAAAAUUUCAUAUCUUUAUGUAGAUGAAGAUAAGUAUGAAUAAUUUUUUUUAAAGCAACAAAGCUGAUACGUUGUUGAUUAAUCGUUUUUAUUUUGAUACAGAAGGUAGGUAAGAGAAUUUUGAAUGAUGAAACUCGUUAAUUAUUCAAUGUUAUUUCCUGAUCAUGAUUCAUUAAAAAUACAUUAUCGGUAAUGACGAUCUUCGCACAAAAUACUAAGUUGUGUGCUGUUUGUAUAAAAGUUGUCAAAGAUGCUGUACUUUUCAUUUUGUCUCUUUAACUUUACGGUAGGUUUCUCUUAUGUGAGCCACUCUACCCACAAUACAAAUUGUGCUUAUGAAGUUUUGGCAUGUAAUCAUGCCGUCUUGUUCUACAUUCCGAUAUCCAUUAUGCUUUGCCAACAAAUCUAUAAAAACUUUCCAUAACUUCAUUACAGCUUCAUGGCAACACUGCUCAAAAGUGAAGGUUUCCCCAUAUUUUUUUAGUGUUCUUUGGUAAAUCAGAGGUAUUUGUUUCACAGCAAAUUGUUUUGCGUCAACCUUCAAUGUUGAAUGUUUGCUCCGUCGAAAUUGAAUAUUUAAUAUUUCAGAUUGAAUUAUCAAUCAAAACUCAUCAAAAAGGUGGAAUAUAUACGUGGUGAUUAUGAUACAGCCCACACAAGCAGGAUCCUACCCGUUUAAUUGUCAUUCAUUAAAAUUUCAAAUGCAAUAGGGCGCUUAACCGUAAAAUUGUUGCAUAGAAAUAAUUGUUCACAUGUAAGUUCUAAUAAUGGGAAUAAAAAAUUUAAUGAUUGUUUGAUCUAAGGCGGGGAUGGCUUCGUAUUAUCCAUUUCAUUUAAUUAUGCUUAACAUGUUCUUGUGCAAUUUAGCCAGCUAGCAUUUUAUACCAAACCUUCUUUAAAGAAAUUCCUUAAGAUUGUUUGAUAAUUAUGAAAUCACUCGCUGAAUGAGACAGAUAUAUUUAUAUUUCCCACGGUGCAAUAAUUCUUCAUGGUACCGUAGAUAUAAAUCUACGCAAAAUAUGUUCAUGAUGUCCUCCAUAAAGAUUCACAGACGUUCGUAAAUGUUUAUAGUCGGUGGUCGGACAAGAUUUCGUUUCGCUCGUCUAUCUAAUCCGCACAGUGAACAUGUCUUACUGUCAAUAAGAGAAAAGGGAGUGCAAAAGUGCACUGGGUUGAUCCUUUGUCUAGGCAAGCUAUCCCCGGACACAAAACGAGCCCACGCCAAAGUUACGGGUACAUUGGCUUGUUAACAGAGCAGUGAACGCACGGAAAAACCCAAACAAAGAGGACGUUGAAGAACGCGCCUUCAACUGAAUUCGCUAUACGUUCAAGAUUACUGCAAUGAAAUUGCCUUUGUCACAGGGGAAAUGUAUAAAUCUUUAUGUCUGUCAUAUUUUUGUUUUCGACUCGCUUACAUUCCAUUGGUUGAUAUAGUGGUAUUUCACUCUCCAAUUGUCGUCAGAUGUGAUUGGAUUGUUUUAUUCGUUGUCGUGCCCUUGCCAUUUCAUGUCAAACAAUUAAUGUAUUACUUUUGUUUGUAUAGGUUUUCUUUUGUUGGACACAAUAGGCCUAAGUGCAAGAAUUAGUAUAUUGACAAUAUUAUUCGCAAUUAUAUGAUAUUCAUCGCUUACGGGAGUUUUCUAAUUAUUUAUUUAAUUUUUGUAUUGAAUUUUAAUUUCAAUCCAAGUCUCCUUAUUUCCUCUAUUUAUUAAGUUGUGCUAUUUCAGAUUUUCUUAGUUCGCUGUUUAGUUUAUAUUUUGAUUAAAGCAUUUCAGUCUGCCUUGAUGUUUGACAACUUAAGUAUUUUACUCACACAUUCCAUCAGAAUGUCAUUUUCUCUUUAUUUUUUUCUUAUAAAACCACAGUAGCCUUCAAAUUGCAAAAUGACCAGAAAACCACUCCGGUUAAAAUGGCCAAGAAGUUUACCCUUUUUUGUGCCGAUUUUAACCAGAGGGUGCGUACGCAUUCACUGUGCCUAUUUUAGCCACGAUAUUUUGGCCUACUUUGAUUAGAUUUAGCAAAACACACAAAAGAUAUGAGCCUUAUUAGUGAUAAUUGCACAUAGACACGCUGGUAACACCAUCGUGUGUUGCCUCUAUUUCAUUAAAAGCAAAUAUCUCAAUCGGAAAAAUGUCUAUCUGAUUAUGAUAAUUCGUUAAAUCUGAAUAUUUGUGUAAAUCAAAUAUUGUAUGUUUAAGGAAUACAAAAGAUUUCAACAAUAUAUUUUGUAAAAAGAAAAAAAAUGAUAAAUAUAAUUAUAUCUUAAUCUACUUUCUGUCAGACUUGUGUAUGCCUAUGUCACAUAUCGUAUAAAUUUUUGCCUUCUUAUUGUAAUGGAAAGAAAAAGUAUGUAAAAUUAUGCUGUAAUACAAUGAAAAUCUAUAUUAUAACAAAAAUGGUUUGAAUGGUUUUACCAAGUGUAUCAGUACCGGUCACUUUUAGAAAAGAUUUGAAAAAAAGAAAUGUAUUGGUGCAGUGCUUUACAGAGAUACAAAUGAGACAAAUGAAUUUUAAAUAUCACAUCAAAAAAAAAUCAAAUAAUCAUUUUGAGCAAAAACAUUGUCCUGUUCUUCUACCGUAUGACGCGGAAAUUACUCCGAAUAAAAUCUACUUGGGCAAAUUGAUGCAGAAAGGGGAAUGUAUAAGUGUUGAUCCGAAGAAAAAAAUAAAGCAAGUAAUCUACUAUAUUCUAAUGCCGAUUAUUCCAAUUCGUUUUGGUUGCUGCCUUUUAUUCUCAUGCGCCCAACCAUAGCUGCCAUUAUUUGAUUCUUCUAUUUUUCUUAAUUAUUAUGUAAUCUCGAAUUUGUCUACGUUUGUGUACAAAAUUGAAAAUCUGAGGCGUACAAGCAAUUGCUGAUAAUGAUGUAUUAUACUCGCAGAUGUAUAUCAUGGAUUCCAUAUUAUAUCUAUUAACUUAUUGGACACAUUCCAGGUUAUUUAUUUCAAAACACCUUGCGAAUAUUAUUAUUAUUAUUUGGUGCUGCAAGAAAAGGAUAGGAAAAUAGGUUUUCCCCUUUCAGGGUGUUGAAUGUUAUUGAUUUUAGCUUAACGACUGCGUAAUUACUCAUGUCUGGGAUUUGCCAGAAUAUUGACGAUAAUGUUUUAGUUGGUGUUAUGUAUGUAUUUAUUUUUAGUUAAGCAAAAUUUUGUAUUAGCUACUCAUGUUAAAAGUGAGUAGCUGAAUUAUUUGAUUUGUGUAAUAUGAUAUUUAUGAUUAUGUUAAUUGAAUAAAUUAAUAAAGUUGAA
Molecule: messenger RNA, 5416 nt
Organism: Lytechinus pictus (painted urchin)
Lineage: Eukaryota; Metazoa; Echinodermata; Echinoidea; Temnopleuroida; Toxopneustidae
Product: insulinoma-associated protein 1a-like
Exons: 1
Coding region: 289-1737 (482 amino acids)
Biological process (GO): negative regulation of transcription by RNA polymerase II; neuron differentiation; regulation of cell cycle process
Cellular component (GO): nucleus; transcription repressor complex
Molecular function (GO): RNA polymerase II cis-regulatory region sequence-specific DNA binding; DNA-binding transcription repressor activity, RNA polymerase II-specific
Source: RefSeq, a predicted model, not a curated record